Messenger RNA from Penicillium chermesinum, 1857 nucleotides. Its product is annotated as DNA cytosine methyltransferase. Gene Ontology annotation, molecular function: methyltransferase activity. The transcript is spliced from 2 exons. Lineage: Eukaryota; Fungi; Ascomycota; Eurotiomycetes; Eurotiales; Aspergillaceae. The record is from RefSeq and is a predicted model, not a curated record. Gene Ontology annotation, cellular component: nucleus. Bases 1 to 1857 code for a protein of 618 amino acids.
AUGGAUCAGCCAGUGGACCUGACCCGGGAAAUCGUCGACCUUACCAGGGAUACCGGUGAAGACCGCGAUAGCACCCCGGCCGAUAAAUUCAUUGAUCUGACUCUCGUAGCCAACCGAGACGACUGGGUGCAUGAGCCUCCCCGGACUCCAGCUGGCAAGUCGUAUGUCGCAGUCAGGGAACGUCUUGAGGCUCAAGUUUCCCAGCCAAGCAAAGACAGCCAUCCUUGCACUUGCAUGUUUGGCAGGAGCUCCAUGAAGCCCGGUGUUUGUGUGGAGCUCAUAUGCGGAAUGUUCCUGCGAAUUGAAAAAGUCGUGCACGGCGGCUACGAGACGUUUCUCUCCGGUCGCUGGUUAUUCCGCAGCAAGUAUGCUGAACAAGUGUUAGGGUUUCUGCCCAGGGUGGAGGGCGAGCUAGUAUGGCUCAAGCAAAAAGACAUCUUGGCCACAGUCGCAAAGGUCAAGCGGAUCGUUGAAAUUAAGUUCACAAAUAACAGGCUGGAUAAAUGGGAAGACCACAGUGAUCUUGUGUGCCGCCUCGCUUUACGCGUUCAUGAACACCAGUCCUCGGCUUCAGUGGGAGAGCGGGCUUCCGUCGAGUACUUGACUGCGGCAGAAGCAGACCCAAUGUACUCGCGGACAUCCCGAGAGUUGCGUGACAAAUGGCGUGGGAAAGGGGAGACGAUUCUAUUUGGUGCCCAUGAGUUGCCUCCGAAGCUCGCAAAACCUGCAAAACGUGCAAGGGCCCCGACUCGCCCAGCUUCAGACAUAUCGGUGAUUGAUCUCGACGAGGUCACUGUGAUCGAUCUCGAAACAGGAACCGCUGAUCCCGAAGAAGACAGUACAAGCCCCGUAUUCAAUCUUGUUGACCCUCGCAAUAGGGCAUACACUCUCGGAGAUGCAUUCUGCGGUGCUGGCGGAGUUUCUUGUGGCGCCCGCAUGGCUGGACUGAAGAUCCGGUGGGCUGUUGACGUGAAUCCGAAUGCCAUCAAAACAUACCACAUGAACUUUGGUGGGGACACUACAAUCAUUGAGCAAUCUUCUUUCGACCAGUUCAUGUCAAACAAUGAGAAGGAGCUGCGCGUUGAUAUUGCUCAUGCAUCUCCUCCUUGCCAGCCAUUCUCGCCGGCACACACAAUUAAUAAUCAAGAGCGCGACGAAAAGAACUCAGCAUGCGUCUUUGUCUCCUUGGAUAUCGUGAAAAAGGCAAAGCCUCGAAUCCUGACCAUCGAAGAGACGGCCGGCCUAUUGGAACGUCACUCCCGUAUGUUCAAUCGGAUCAUCCAGGACUUCAUCGAGAUUGGGUAUUCGGUUCUAUGGGGCAUUGUGGAGUGUAUGAACCACGGCGUACCCCAGACAAGAAAGCGACUGAUAGUUAUUGCGGCAGGACCCGGCGAGAAACUCCCAUCUUUCCUGCCCGAGACCCACGGACCAGGCCUUCGACCAUACAAAACCAUUGCGGACACAAUUGACAGCAUCCCUGGCAACGCACCCGACCAUGACUGGUGGACUUUGCUAGAGCAGCAGUACGAUCGAGGGUAUAAAGAACCCUACGACAAGCAUGGGCCUGCUAAGACCCUCACCUGUAGUGGAGGUGAGAGGAAUUAUCACCCCUCUGGCAAACGACGCUUCAGUGAGCGAGAAGCUGCCUGCUUGCAGACCUUUCCUCUCGAUUUCCGAUUCUCCUCACAUUGUAUCCGCCAGCAGAUCGGCAACGCGGUGCCUCCUCUGCUGUCGAAGAGCCUUUUCGAGCAUAUUGCUCAUUCUCUUCGUGAGACGGACGAGGAGGAGUUAAAGCUGCCGCCAGAGCCAGCCGAGCCAGUCCUGAUGGAGCUGGACGAGUGGGGAUGCAUCAUGUGA